AUGAAGAGGGUCUCGCGAAGAGAAUCGCCAUUGCGUAAAAAGUAUAGACGUGAAACCGGAAGUGCUGUAAGGAACUCAAGUGGUUUUAGGGGUUACGGAAACAUCGUGAAUAGUCGUAUGCGACCAUUACAGCAGUCUCUGCCGUCUGAUAGGCGUAGUCAUCGUCCUGGGAAUUCUUCAUUCACCCGUUCAUCUCGUGAUUUUACUGAUACGGGUCGCAAAAAUAUCUCAGGAGGUUAUCAUUCAGGGCCUACUCUCAGGCGGUUUCCUCAACGCACCUCUGGAAACAGCGGAGACGCUCGUUCAUCUGAUGUGUACAACCAAGGUGGAUCAAACUCGGACCGAUUUCUACAGAGUUUGGUGCCAAGUGGCGAUUUAGUUGGACCAACUGGGACAAAAAUCGACCCCGUCUUCGCAGCAGCAGCUGCUGCCGCUCUCAAUGCAACUCUCUCCGCCCCAUCAGUCUCGUCUUCUAAUCUCUACUCGCAUAAUUCCUCAGCAACUGUAGCUGCCGUUGCGGCGGCCGCGAUGAACGCUGCUGCACUCGCAGCUGCCCUUGGGGGCGCGUCAAAUCAAUCAAACGCUGGCGCCAGUCCGAAUUUCCAAAUCCCCGGAAUGGGCACGCAUUCGGCGGCAAUGAAACCCAGCAGGUCUUCUCCCUAUGAUCGCCGCGUUGGCAGCGGCAACUAUAGGAAUGAGCGCCCUCGCGAGCGCGAGUCCUCGUUCAGGAAUGACUCAGCUCGCCGCACUUCAAGCAGCGGUGGUGGUGGUGGCGGCGGCGGAGGUGGUGCUCAUCCCAGCCCGGAGGAUGACCCUACCGCCACACGCACCCUUUUCGUAGGCAACCUCCCUCCUGACAUCCGCAUUUCCGAGCUUCGUCAAAUUUUCGACGUUUAUGGCAUCCUGGAGGAUAUCGACAUUAAACGUCCCCAGUCGUCUAACUCCAACGAACCGACUUAUGCAUUUCUGAAGUACGUUAAUGUUAGCAUGGCCUACAGGGCGAAGUUGGGCAUGGCAGGCAAGCGAAUCGCGGGCUACAUCUGCAAAAUUGGCUACGGGAAAGUGACACCCACUCGGUGCUUGUGGGUCGGUGGUUUGGGACCGUGGGCGAAUUACCCCAUGUUUGCCUCUGUUGUCGAGCGAUUUUCUCGACCUAGAAAGAUCAUCUGGCCCUCGGGUAAGGGCUACGCAAACAUUCUCUACUCGUCUACCGAUGCCGCUGCGGCUGCUGCUGCUGCUUUACGCGGAUACCCUUUGGGUGGCAGUAGCCACCGCCUCCGCGUUGAUUUUACCGAUGAGGCGCAUAUGCUCGGUACGGGGACGAUCGACUCCCUGCGUCGCGGACGAACUACUGGCAAUGGGGGCGAGCGAGUACAUCAUUCUGUGAGGCGCGACACACACAGGCGGCCGCGAUCCAUCUCUCGUUCGCCCAUACGAGCCCCAAGUCGUAGGUCGUCUUCAGCCUCCGUGGCGAAAAGCGCCACGCCGUGUCCUUCCUCACAAUCCCGUUCUUCUACCCCUGCUGUCGCCAUUCCCGACAACAUGACGUUGGAGUCGGCGUCGACUAUCGAGGAUGUUGCCUCCUGCCUCGCUGGUCCGGUUUGGAGGGCUGUCUUCGUUCUGAAGAAGAGCAAUUUCUCCUGCCGAUUGCACGCUGUUUCUGGGGACUCGGCACUCGCUGAUCAGUUGUUCCCCCGUCAACGACCCAAACCACCACAGACCCCACCAGACGACGAGGACGAGAAUGGACAAGAUGACAGGCGCUCUGCACCGUCUCCGGGCGACAAUUCUAUCGACCCACCGUUGCUGCGAAUCAGUCAGCGUAUGAAAAUGGAUCCGGCGAAAUUGGAGGAUGUGCGCAAGCGAAUGAAGUCGGUGGGAGACUCGGGUUAUUGUGUGCUGCUGGCUACAGAAGCGGCCAAUGAGAUAAGCUCUGACAAUCACAGCAGACCCCUACGCGACCUCAUCAACUACCUUGCAAGCAAGGAGGCCGCAGGCGUGGUGCUAAUGAAUCCCGAACAGCAGCAGCAGCAGCAACAAGACGACGGAAGAGGUGAGUCGGAGUCGACGGGCGUGCUGCACGUCCUUCCGCCCAGCGACUUCGCCGUUUCCCUUCUGGUGGAGGGUGGAGCUACUGGUUUGCAGCAGAAGAAUUCAGCUGUUGUUGGCGACAAGUUUCUCGUUAUCCUUCUGAUCCGAAGUUAUGGCCUCCUGUGA
Messenger RNA from Mesocestoides corti, 2217 nucleotides. The record is from the annotation of a GenBank genome assembly. NCBI's taxonomy places the organism in Eukaryota, Metazoa, Platyhelminthes, Cestoda, Cyclophyllidea, Mesocestoididae.